GUCACACAUUCCAACUCCUGAAACUGCAAAGGCAUGGCCACAUCUAGAGCACCUCGCACAGCAUAUUGCUCCACAAAAACAAUGUGAAAUUGGCUUGCUGAUCGGAUACAAUUGCCCACAAGCUCUAAUGCCCAGGGAGGUUGUCUGCGGGAAAGAAAAUGAACCAUUUGCCCAGAGGACGGACUUGGGCUGGAGCAUUGUGAGCUAUGGUGACCCAGGCGAACACUAUGGCGAUGCCUUUGGUGUAAGUCACCGUAUCAUUGUAAAACAAGUUGUUCCUCAGCUUAAGGUGCCAGAUCAGCUCAAAGAUGAAGUCCAUUAUGUGUUUAGAACUCAGAUUAAAGAAACACUCGCUCCUGAUGAUAUCACGAAGAUGCUCGAGUCAGAUUUUAAUGAACGAGUAGAAGAAGAUUCCUUCUCUCAAGAUGAUGUCUUGUUCCUUACAAAGUUAAAGGAUGGAAUUAAGCAAAAAGCAGAUGGUCACUUUGAAAUGCCACUACCCUUCAAGGGAGAAAGGCCAAGUCUGCCUAGCAACAAACCUUGUGCAGACCAGCGCCUGAUGUGCCUGAAAAGGAGGCUUAAACGGGAUCAUGGCUAUUUCUCAGAUUAUGUGAAUUUCAUGAAUGAUCUUAUCAGUCAAGGUGAUGCAGAAAAGGUCCCAGAACAAGAAAUGAGUAAGGUCCCUGCCUGGUUUAUACCCCAUCAUGGGGUAUAUCACCCUCAGAAACCAGGAAAAAUCCGUAUCGUCUUUGAUUGCUCAGCAAAGUUCCAGAAUGUUUCCUUAAACGAUCACCUUUUAACUGGCCCAGAACUCACAAAUACUUUAGUGGGGGUUCUUUGUAGGUUCCGUAAAGGUCCUAUUGCAAUUAUGUGUGAUGUGGAAAGAAUGUUUCACCAAUUUCAUGUAAGACCUGAAGACCAAGACUACCUGAGGUUCUUGUGGUGGGAGAACGGUGAUCUGGAGGCUCCACCAACAAUGUUCAGAAUGAAGGUCCAUUUAUUCGGCGCAGCCUCAUCACCUGGUUGCGCCAAUUUUGGGCUCCAACAUCUGGCCUCUAUGGGAAAGGGGAAGUUUAGCCAAGAUACCAUCAAGUUCAUUCAAAGAAAUUUCUAUGUUGAUGAUGGACUGGCAAGUGUAUCAUCUGAAACUGAGGCAAUUCGUCUUAUUGAGGAAGCAAGAGAACUCUUAGCGCAUUCAGGCCGACUGAGAACCGUGCUGGAGCCCGUUCCAGCACCUAAUCGCGAACCGACCGUCGUGUUCACGCCACAGAUAUUUGUGUUCGCGAACCGGAAAAUUGGUUCGCAAUGCGAACCGCAAAAUACUAGGUUUUUCUCUGCGAACCGUGACGACAGCGUGGUCGUCAGCAGGUUCAUCCGGGUAACACAGUCACGUGCGGGAAAAGUUCAGAGCCCGGUAUGAACACUGGCGGUUCGCAGACAAACACUUAAGUGCCGAACGUAACUGGUGCGAGCACCGACACCGGCUCCGUUCUGGGCUACGAUUCUCGAAACCUUCGUUGCUAACUAACGUAGCAACUA
Engraulis encrasicolus (European anchovy) is the source of this 1539-nucleotide messenger RNA. RefSeq lists its product as uncharacterized. The coding region runs from base 128 to 1420 and encodes 430 amino acids. The record is from RefSeq and is a predicted model, not a curated record. Lineage: Eukaryota; Metazoa; Chordata; Actinopteri; Clupeiformes; Engraulidae. The transcript has 2 exons.